Molecule: messenger RNA, 1012 nt
Organism: Bradysia coprophila
Lineage: Eukaryota; Metazoa; Arthropoda; Insecta; Diptera; Sciaridae
Gene: Prosbeta5
Product: Proteasome beta5 subunit
Cellular component (GO): proteasome core complex; cytoplasm
Molecular function (GO): threonine-type endopeptidase activity
Source: RefSeq, a predicted model, not a curated record
UGUGCGUUGAAAUCGAAGAAGAAUCAGUUGACAUUCAAUAAUAAAGCUAUCCGAUCGAAUAAUUUGUGCAUUAACAAAAAAAAACAACUGAAUCAUGGCUCUAGCUGAUGUUUGUGGCUUGUCGGAAAAUUUCUACAAAGAUUCCCAGUUCUCUAACCGAGAUUUUCAAGCCGACAUUACAAAGUACUCGAGUAAUUUCGAUAAUCACUACCAAUUGGCUGCUCCACCAUUCGAAAAUCCGUGCGAUGGUCUAUCAAAGGUUCAAGCCCUUGGUGCAAAGGAUGGAAUUAAAAUUGAUUUCGAUCAUGGAACUACGACGUUAGGCUUUCGCUUCCAAGGCGGCGUUUUGUUGGCCGUUGAUUCUCGUGCAACGGGUGGCCAGUACAUUGGAUCCGGUACGAUGAAAAAAAUUGUUGAGAUUAACGACUAUUUCCUUGGCACAUUGGCCGGUGGAGCCGCUGACUGUGUGUAUUGGGAUCGUGUCCUGACCAAAGAGUGUCGUCUGUACGAGCUUCGCAACAAAGAACGAAUUUCUGUUGCUGCCGCCAGUAAGAUUAUGGCUAAUAUUGCACAUGAAUACAAGGGAACCGGUCUCAGCAUGGGAAUGAUGUUGGCUGGAUAUGAUAAACGCGGUCCCGGUCUUUAUUACGUCGAUUCGGAAGGAUCCAGAACUGCCGGUUCAUUGUUUUCGGUUGGUAGUGGUUCGGUUUACGCUUUCGGAGUGUUAGAUUCUGGUUAUCGAUGGGAUCUUACCGAUGAAGAAGCUCAGGAGCUCGGUCGUCGUUCCAUUUAUCAUGCUACACAUCGCGAUGCCUAUUCCGGUGGUAUUGUUCGAGUGUAUCACAUUAAGCCGACUGGAUGGGUUAACAUUUCCAAUGAGGAUUGUAUGGAUUUGCAUUACAAAUAUCAAGCAGAGAAGGCGGCUAAGCUCGCUUAAACGUGGAUUGAGUGAACGGUUUUUGUAUUCGGAAAAUUUAAUAAAAAUCUUGGUUUUAACUCAAUAGAAAGAGAU